UACUACAUAUACUAAGGUAUAAGUUACCCAUUUAGAAAUUGCAAAUGCCAAGUAAUUUCCCAUACGAAAAGUCGUGGAAAAAGUCUGUUUACGUGACAACCUUCAAAGACCAAAAUUCAUACUCACCAAACAACUUUGCAAUCCCUUUUUUACCCAUAAAAUCCCGCGUCAACUAGGGCGGUCUGCCGUCUCUUUGUGCACUCCCAUCUCUCUUAUUAAGUCCAAACUUCAACUACGAAACUUUCUUUGAACUUUCCUUCUUUCUUAUUAAACCCAUUUUCUUCUCUCUCUCCCCUCCAUUACAAUAACAACUCCACAUUUUCUGUAUCUGUUAACCAAAACAAUGGCGAAUGAUAAUCAACAUGUUCCUGACACUUACGUGUCGGAACCAAAAGGUUACGCACUUAGCGGUCGGAUCAUGCUAAGCGCCAUCAUCAUCCUCUUUGCCGUCGUCGUAAUUAUGGUCUGUCUCCACGUCUACGCUCGUUGGUACAUCUUACGCACGCGUCGUCGUCAGAUCCGACGCGCCCGUCGGCGUACUCACCUUGUAUUCUACAUCGAGCCCGAUAAUCCCGCCAACAUUGUCGCUUCCUCCACGCGCGGCCUAGACGCGGACGUGCUUAAAUCCCUUCCCACCUUCGCGUUUGCUAAAGCGGGAGGAGCUAAUGAUGAUGAUGAGGAGGUAGUAGAAUGCGCCGUAUGUUUAUCGGAAUUUGAGGAAAAAGAGCAGGGGCGCAUGUUGCCCAAAUGCAAGCAUUGUUUUCACGUCGAGUGCAUUGACAUGUGGUUCCAUUCUCACUCCACGUGUCCCCUCUGUCGAUCCCCCGUCGACGCCGCCGAUGUUCCUCCGAUCACGGCGGUUUCCUCGGCGGCGGAUGAGGUUGUCGUCGAGUUGUCUGAGUUGACUCAGAGUCAACUCGCUACUGUGCCCGAGUUGGGCCAGGGUGCGAGGCCGAGUGAGGGUGAGUCCACCACCGCAGGCUCACUAGGAUCGUCAUCUUCAUCGUCGUCAUUGGUUGGGAGGAGGAAAGGGUUGGAUUUGGUGGGUGUGUCGAUUGAGGUGCCGAGGCGAAGCCAGAGCUUUUGUUUCCCGGGGUCGAACUCGGACGAGUGCGGACCGAGUCGGUCCCCGGGUCACGGGUUUAAAUCGCCAACGAGUCGGAUACUUUCACUGAAGAGGAUAUUGAGUAGGGAAAAACGGUCGCCAUUGCCCUCGCCUUCGGGUGCCGGGUCGAGUCGUUUCGAGUUGGAUAUCGAGUCGGGGCGAGUUGACACAUCGAGUCAAGUUUUGACACCAAGGUGAAAGGGAUAACGAUGAUUAAAUUGGUAAUUGUCCUAUAUUUAGGAAUAUAUUUAAUAUCUAACAAAACCCUUUUGAGUGUGGGGGAAAAAAAGGCGAAAUUUUGGGGAACGGUUCGGUGACGCGACGGCGGUAAUAGAGAGAGUCGUUGGAAUGUUGAAACAUUCGGCGUAAGUUGGCAGAAAAGUCGUGCAUACCUCAACCUUGAUGUGUGAGCUCUUAGACACGUGUCAGUGGGCCCACUUCAUGGAGAGAGAGUAGUCAUAUUAGUCAGUCAUGUUCCCAUGUUCACGCACACUUUUGAAGACCCAACUACAAAUCUUUGACUAUGUAAAUUAUCAAUUGAUGCAAUUUCUUCAAAUCUUCAUAUCUUUUCAUAUUGUGAAAUGUGAAUAUUCUUGUGUAAAUUAAGGUUGCUUUAAUAUUUGGUCUACAAAACAUCACAAACAUAUGUGUCAAGUGCAUUUAGAGUGGAAAAGUUACUGAUGCCAAUACUAAUUUAUUGAUAAUUACUGUUUCUUUGUUA
Beta vulgaris subsp. vulgaris (sugar beet) is the source of this 1826-nucleotide messenger RNA. Its product is annotated as RING-H2 finger protein ATL2. The coding region runs from base 344 to 1303 and encodes 319 amino acids. The transcript has a single exon. The record is from RefSeq and is a predicted model, not a curated record. NCBI's taxonomy places the organism in Eukaryota, Viridiplantae, Streptophyta, Magnoliopsida, Caryophyllales, Amaranthaceae.